AUGCGUUUCAACAAGCAGGCCAUUGUUGCAGUGGUGACCGUCCUUCUCGGAACCAUCUCCGCUACUCCUGUGGAGAUGGACCACAAAGAGCUGGCAGAGCGCGGAAAGUACGACCCGGCAAUUGCAUUUGCGACCUGGACAGACGGAAGUUGCUCUUCGGGACAGGUCGACUAUCACGAGCCCGAUGGAUCCUGCAUCGCGCUCCCGGGCCAGAGCAUGAAGAUUUGGUGGCUCGCCUCUGGCUGUAGAAUGCUGCUCGGCGACUGUUCCAACUCAGUCAACCCGGACUGGCGCUACGUCUCGAACGACUGUGUCCCCAUUGGGGACAAGUACAGAUACCAGAUCUACUGCUGA
This is a messenger RNA of Diaporthe batatas, 354 nucleotides long. RefSeq lists its product as uncharacterized. The record is from RefSeq and is a predicted model, not a curated record. Bases 1 to 354 code for a protein of 117 amino acids. The transcript has 2 exons. Lineage: Eukaryota; Fungi; Ascomycota; Sordariomycetes; Diaporthales; Diaporthaceae.